AUGAAUUCCUAUUUCACGAACCCGUCGCUCCCAUGCCAUUUAACCGGUGGUCAGGAGGUUCUACCCAAUGUGGCCCUCAAUUCGACAACCUAUGACCCGGUACGCCACUUUUCGUCCUACGGUGCCGCGGUGGCCCAGAACCGGAUAUACUCUUCACCGUUCUACUCGACACAAGACAACGUUAUGUUCAGCUCGGGUCGUGGACCGUAUGAAUACGGAUCUAAUGUAUUCUACCAGGACAAGGAUGUGCUUCCCAGCUGUAGACAAAGCAGCCUCGGACAGAGUGCACAGGGAUCGUUGGCGCAGGACUAUACUUCGGAGCAGGGCAGGAGUGCGACCCAGGAACCGAAGGGCAGCAUUCAGAUUUAUCCGUGGAUGCAGCGGAUGAACUCUCACAGUGGAGUUGGCUACGGGUCAGACAGACGGAGAGGUCGCCAGAUCUACUCCCGAUACCAAACACUCGAACUCGAGAAGGAAUUUCAUUUCAAUCGGUACUUGACAAGACGCAGACGUAUAGAAAUCGCCAACGCACUUUGCCUCACCGAACGACAGAUCAAAAUUUGGUUUCAAAACCGCCGGAUGAAAUGGAAAAAAGAGAGCAAUCUCACUUCCACCCUCACCGAGAACGGUUCGGCAGGAGCUAGUCAGGAAGCAGUGAAAGGGGACGCAGAGGAAUCGACUGAAGAAAAGAAAGAGUGA
Messenger RNA from Chanos chanos (milkfish), 699 nucleotides. It is a transcript of the gene hoxc6b, whose product is annotated as homeobox C6b. Gene Ontology annotation, biological process: anterior/posterior pattern specification; regulation of transcription by RNA polymerase II. Bases 1 to 699 code for a protein of 232 amino acids. The record is from RefSeq and is a predicted model, not a curated record. The transcript has 2 exons. Gene Ontology annotation, molecular function: RNA polymerase II cis-regulatory region sequence-specific DNA binding; DNA-binding transcription factor activity, RNA polymerase II-specific. Gene Ontology annotation, cellular component: nucleus. NCBI's taxonomy places the organism in Eukaryota, Metazoa, Chordata, Actinopteri, Gonorynchiformes, Chanidae.